This is a messenger RNA of Nannospalax galili (Upper Galilee mountains blind mole rat), 1353 nucleotides long. It is a transcript of the gene Spc25, whose product is annotated as SPC25 component of NDC80 kinetochore complex. The transcript has 7 exons. The record is from RefSeq and is a predicted model, not a curated record. Bases 124 to 801 code for a protein of 225 amino acids. Gene Ontology annotation, biological process: chromosome segregation. NCBI's taxonomy places the organism in Eukaryota, Metazoa, Chordata, Mammalia, Rodentia, Spalacidae. Gene Ontology annotation, cellular component: Ndc80 complex.
GGGCCUGGGUUUAAACUCGGAAGUGCGCGCUGUUGUGGAGCGGUGCCUGGCUGGUGUUGGUGGGCGCGUAUCUGCUCUUGGGAAGGUGGCGGCGUCUGGCCUGCGGGCUGUGCAUCUUACACAAUGGUAGAAGAGGAGCUGGCGCUCUUGGAUAAAAACAUAAAUGACUUUGGAAAUAGGUUCAGAAACAAUCUCGGUAACCCCGGUCAGCUGCUGGCACUAAGAGAUGCCUACAGGGACGCCAUUAAAGCACUCUCAGAAAGGCUGUCUUUGAAAUUAAAGGAAGAAGAAAGAAUGGUUGAGAUGUUUCUGGAAUACCAAAAUCAGGUUCGCAAGCAGAAUAAGCUCAUUCAGGAAAAGAAAGCUAACCUAUUAAUUAUGAUUGCUGAAGUAAAAGGCAAAAGGCAAGAAUUGGAAGUACUGACAGCAAAUAUCCAGGAUCUUAAGGAAGAAUAUUCUAGGAAGAAGGAAACCAUUUCCAGUGCUAACAGAGCUAAUGAAGAGAGGCUGAAAAGGCUGCAGAAAUCAGCAGACUUGUAUAAAGAACGACUUGGACUAGAAAUUAGAAAAAUUCAUGGUGAUAAAUUGCAGUUUAUAUUUACUAAUAUUGACCCGAAGCAUCCUGAGAGCCCAUUUAUGUUUUCCCUGAGUCUAAAUGAAGCAAAAGAAUAUGAAGUAUCAGAUAGUGUUCCUCAUCUUGAGUGCCUAGCGGAAUUUCAAGAGAACGUAAGGAAGACCAACAAUUUUUCAGCUUUUCUUGCCAAUGUUCGGAAAGCUUUUACUGCUACAGUUUAUAAUUAAUGUAUAAACACCAUGUGAAACUGUUUGUUUUCCUUUCUUAUUGUAUACAUAUAUCCUAAAAUAAUUCUCACUCUUACCUGUCUAUAAUUCUUCAGUGUUUUUGUGAUGUUUCUGUGUGGUUUGAAGGAAGCCAGAAUAUAUCAUCCCAAAGUACGUGUCUUUAACAGAAAUGUUUUUGAACUGAAGACAGUUAAGAAAAGCUGACUCCCUCCCUGAAUUUGCCUAAAAACAGGACAUAAAUUUGUACUCCUAUAUCUACAAGGAAGGACAGAAGUUAAUCACUAAGGAGAUCUGUUACCAAUUAAGGCCAGGCACUAGAGGAAUCUACAAGCCUUACGUCAUUGGUUUAUGUGCAUAAACACGCUUGAGAUGAUUCCCCACCCUUGGAAGCCCAAAACUGAACUUGCUGUCUGUCUGGUCACAUAUCUAAAAUCAUAUUGCUUACUAUUGAUGAUGCCAGAGUUCUAAGCCACUGUUUUGAGUUAUCUUUGUUGAUGUUUUUCCUUUAUUAUGUUCCUUGCUUGGCAUUAAUAAAUGUUUGGUUUGCUCUUA